Astrephomene gubernaculifera is the source of this 778-nucleotide messenger RNA. The record is from the annotation of a GenBank genome assembly. NCBI's taxonomy places the organism in Eukaryota, Viridiplantae, Chlorophyta, Chlorophyceae, Chlamydomonadales, Astrephomenaceae.
ACACAACCAUGCUGCACUCCGACAUUAUCCUUGGAGGCUAUAUACGUUUUUAACUGCCGCGACGAGGGUUAACUGCAGUGUCGUGCGCCGCCAACUUAUCCGCCCUGCAAUUCUUCGACCUCUUGUGUACUUAAGGAAUGGAAGAAAACCUGAAAACAUUUAAACCCGACGUUGUUUGGGAUCCCGAGGUGGAGGCCUACCUGCGAGGCGCUCUGGGCUCCGAGCGCUUCCACCGCACCGCAGCGGCGCUGUGCCGGCCGCCCCGCACCACCUGCAUGCGAGUCAACACACUCAAGACAAGCACGCAGGCAGUGGUGGACCUCGUACGGCAGCAGCUGGGGCCCGACUGGCCCCAGGAUGUCGUACAAGUGCACCCGCAGGUCCCAUGCGCAGUCCUACUGCGAGGCAGCGGCCCCCACGAGGUGUCGUACGAGGCCGCAGGCUGCAAGGAGGUGGUGGUGAGCCGCAAGGCGGGCGAGGCGGUGCUGCGCGGCGCCCCGGUGUAUGCCCCCGGAGUGCUGGCGGUGAGCUCGGGGGUGGCGCGAGGGGAGCUGGUGGCGCUGGCGGUGGCACGGGAGCGACCCGGCAGCGACACUCCGGAGAUCACGCGGGGUACGACACUGUACGAGACGGCACCUGCCGGGGAAGCUGGCAGCCGGAGGUGCCGUACGGAUGCAGCGCCGACACACCUGCAAGCAGCAGCCGCGGUCGCAGGAGCUGGCACACCGCCGUCGCCACCCGAGCCCGACACGUCCGUCGCAACGCCUGCAGCAGGGGC